Triticum aestivum (bread wheat) is the source of this 1309-nucleotide messenger RNA. Its product is annotated as EKC/KEOPS complex subunit TPRKB. Gene Ontology annotation, cellular component: cytosol; nucleus; EKC/KEOPS complex. The record is from RefSeq and is a predicted model, not a curated record. The coding region runs from base 460 to 978 and encodes 172 amino acids. The transcript has 7 exons. Gene Ontology annotation, biological process: tRNA threonylcarbamoyladenosine modification. NCBI's taxonomy places the organism in Eukaryota, Viridiplantae, Streptophyta, Magnoliopsida, Poales, Poaceae.
GACAAAGCAGGCACGCAGCGAACCAGACAGACGACCGAGCGGUCUGGUUACACGCGCGGACGAGGAGCCGAGCGGGCGAGCACCUCUCCCAGUUUCCCUCCCCUCCCAGACCUAGCGGCGCCGCGUGGGCGGCGGCGAUUCCAAGUCCGGCCGGCCCUCGGCCUCUGGCUCCGGCGCUCCGCCCCUCCCCUCCGCCAACUGGACAGCUCUCCCUCCCCUCCCCUCCCCUCCGCGCGGGCGGCGGCGAUUCCAAGUCCGGCCGGCCCUCUCCUCCCCUCGGCCUCCCCUGCUGACUCCCUCCACCGCUGACCGUCUCCUCCAGCACAGCUCCACCAAGGAGCAAAUUCCUGGCUCCACCACCCUGCAGGUCACCGUCCAGGCGGACACCUCCGCGCACGCAGCCGUGCCGCUCGCGCGCCGCCCUACAGAGGAAGAGUAGGCUCGUCGCCGGCGGGCGGCAUGAAGAGCUUCCCCGUGGCCGGCGGCCGUAGCGUCUCCCUCGCCCUCUUCUCCGAUGUCUCCAACAGCCAGGAGCUCCUCGACCUGAUGCAGUCGGGGAAGCUGGAGCCAGAGGCCGCUUUUAUCAAUGCAUCGCUGGUGCCGGAUGUGUUCCCGGUUCUUGCGGCAGCGCACAAGGCGCUGCUCUCGAAGUCGAGGGAGUCGCUGACUACGAGGACCCUGCACUCCGAGCUCGUCUACAACUACUCUGGUUCGAAGCAUAUAUCAGAGUCCCUGAAGCGAUGCGGUAUCGCUGAUGACACACAGUAUAUCCUCGCAGCUCGGUUUGAUGCUUCAGAUGAAGAGAUGAAAGCACUGGAAAAGCUCAUCAGCGGAACCGAGAUUGAUCUAUCGGAAUUGGAGUCAAGAGCAAACCAACCAAAGAUUCUGAAGCAAUACAAAAUAACUCCACAGGAACUAUCAAUAUCUACACUGCCAGAUGCAAUCGUUUGCAGGAUUGCUGCUCGAGACGCCCUCUGAGGUCUUAAACGAUGGCCAGGAUGCUUUCCAGCUGUGCGUGUCGAAUUCUUUGGACGAACACUGCAUCUGUUGCGCACUUGCGCCUCCAGUUGAUGGUCAAGCUCGCGGCAGGACGUUUCAAGCCUGAGUUUAGGAAUUGCAUUACGAUAGGCAUGUAGUGUUGGAUGCUGUAGCAACAAUUGAAUAUUUGUAUGGUGACAGGCUCUAAGAUCACUUCGUCAAGAUUUUAGGCAGGCCACCUGCAGAGAUAUUGCGAUGUUGAUUCAGAACAGUUGUUUCAGUGGUAGGACCGAUAAUCAGAUAGGGCAAGGCACUAUUGGUUGGACCGUUU